UCAAAAUCCUGGAACGCCUUUGGGCAGGAUUUGAUAGAAAAUGAAAUACAAUAUUGCGCAUGAUUGGAGUGGAGUGGAGAGCUUUCACAGCAUAUAAACUGAGUGCGACACGCGGCAACGGUUUCAUUUUUGUCGGUGAUGCCAUGCGGUAACAAGUGAAAAAAUGUGCUUGGUUUUAGUUCUAAGCAUAAUUGUGAACAGUAUUCUGUUGGCUUCAAGUGAAUCCGAGAAUAGAAGCAACGCAACUGACCCUGCCACCAAGUGGUUCGAGCAACUAAAUGUGGAAUUGAAGGAGCUGAACCAUGAAGCAGCCCUGUACGCCUGGGACUCAAGCACCUUGCCCACACAGAUGGCAACGGUGGAGAAAAUAAUCCAACUGACGAAGCGGAAAGCCCACUGGGAGCGUACCAUGUGCGACCGCGGGCUACAGCACAGAGAUUUCAACGCAAGUCUGGACAGGGCGUUCCAUCUGUUGUGUCGCACUCCGCAGUAUACCGAUGGGGAAAUAAGCGAGAUAGCGAAGCUGUUGGGAUACAUGCAAGGGAUUUACACCGAAACUCAAGUUUGUGUGGACGACGUUUCAAACAUUUGCAAACAGAACAGUGAGGACUUACUGUGGGAGAGAACGUACUUCCAAUAUCCGGAUUUCGCAUUGAAACAACGAAGCGGUGAGAAAUAUGAUGAACAUGACAAAAAUCACAUUUGCUUGUAUGGUGAACCGGAAAUGGAACAAAUUAUGACAGAAACGACAUCUAUCUUUUCUGCACAAAUUAAUUGCUCAAUCAAUCGGGGAAUUCUACACAGUUGGGCUUGGCAGUCCUGGAGACUUGCGGUUGGACCACCAAUGAAAGAGUCCUAUGGAAAGUUAAUAGGUCACAUGAAUAUCGGAGCUCAAAGACUUGGCUACGCAGACAUCGGAGAAUCGUGGCGCGCCGAGUUGGAAACGCCAAAUCUGAGAGAACUUGUCCAUCGGCUUUGGCGCCAAGUGAAACCUCUAUAUCAAAAGCUACAUGCUGUCGCCAGAUAUUUCCUGAAGCGGAAGUACCCUGAAGUGAAAAAUUUCCACCCAGCAGGGUUGAUUCCGGCACACAUUCUGGGAGAUAUGUGGAGUCAGAACUGGGAAUCGUUGGUUCCGCUAAUAUACCCGCAUCAGGUCGAUAUUGAGGAGAAUCUGAAGCGGAAGAACUGGACUGGUGAGCAGUUGAUAAAACAAGCCGAGGAUUUCUACUCUUCGAUGGGUCUACCAAUGAUGACCAAAACGUUUUGGGAGAAGAGCAUUUUUGCGCGAGGUACGAACGUUACCAAGUGCCAUGGAACUGCUGCCAACAUGUACGAUAACGGGGAUUUCAGGUAAGUUAGCUUUGAGAAAUUUCAAAGGCGGUCACAUUUCGCAAGAGUUAGAUUUCGGGAGCCUCUGCAAAAGCUACU
Messenger RNA from Aedes albopictus (Asian tiger mosquito), 1428 nucleotides. RefSeq names its product angiotensin-converting enzyme-like. Gene Ontology annotation, cellular component: plasma membrane. NCBI's taxonomy places the organism in Eukaryota, Metazoa, Arthropoda, Insecta, Diptera, Culicidae. Bases 164 to 1354 code for a protein of 396 amino acids. Gene Ontology annotation, biological process: proteolysis. The record is from RefSeq and is a predicted model, not a curated record. The transcript has 5 exons. Gene Ontology annotation, molecular function: peptidyl-dipeptidase activity; metallopeptidase activity.